This is a messenger RNA of Belonocnema kinseyi, 3888 nucleotides long. RefSeq names its product ATP-dependent translocase ABCB1-like. Lineage: Eukaryota; Metazoa; Arthropoda; Insecta; Hymenoptera; Cynipidae. The transcript is spliced from 19 exons. Gene Ontology annotation, cellular component: membrane. Gene Ontology annotation, molecular function: ATP hydrolysis activity; ATP binding; ABC-type transporter activity. Bases 1 to 3888 code for a protein of 1295 amino acids. The record is from RefSeq and is a predicted model, not a curated record. Gene Ontology annotation, biological process: transmembrane transport.
AUGCGAAAUCCAAAAAAUUUGCGUCUCAAUGUGUCUUCGAGAGUCCAAGAUGCUGGGAUUCAAGAACCAGUGAAAGCAACAUACUUAAAAAAAACACCAGAAUCAGAAAUUGACAACAAUGCGGAAAAAACGGUUUCCAGGCAAGAAAGAAAUGACAAAAAAGGAGACCAAAUUCCUGCAGUUCCAUUUUUGAAAUUGAAAUUUGCAUCCCAUUUUCAGUUUCGAUACGCCACAGAAUCAGACAUUUUUCUCAUGGUCAUUGGAAUUAUAUGCAGCAUAGGUUCUGGAUUGACAGUGCCAGCAAAUAUUUUUAUUUUUGGGGACCUAGUUGGCUCUAUGGUGAAUGCAGAAAUGAUGAAUUCAAUCCAACAACCUGGCAUGAAUUACACGACAUCCAUGUUGGAUGAUAUUAUGAACGCUGUGACAAAAUUUGCAAUUGGAAAUUCAAUCAUCGGUGUGGUCAUGUUACUACUCACAUAUUUUAGUGUGAUGAUUUUUAACUACACGUCACAAAGACAAACUUUCCGCGUAAGAACAAUGUAUCUCAGGUCAAUUUUACAUCAAGAUAUCAGCUGGUAUGACAUCAUGAGUUCUGGCGAUGUAGCAAGCAGAUUAACUGAAGACGUGAUCAAAUUCGAAGAUGGCAUUGGCGAAAAAGUGGUGAUGUUUUUACACAAUUCCUUUGCCUUUUUGGGCUCUGUUGGUCUUGCAUUUUACAAUGGAUGGAAGUUGACUCUUGUCUGUGUUGUAUCAUUUCCUGUUAUGGUAAUAAUUCUCAUCAGUAUAGCCAAGGCAACUUCUAGGAUGACUCGAAAGGAAGUAGAAGUAUACGCAGUAGCAGGAGCAAUUGCCGAAGAAGCUUUAUCCGCAAUACGAACUGUCGUUGCUUUUGGUGGUCAAAAGUCAGAAUUUGAAAGGUACACAAUUAAUCUGCAAAAAACUUACAGUACCAAUAUUAAAAAGGGACUUCUGGCUGGUCUCGGAUUUGGUUUAGUGUGGUUUUUUAUUUAUGCAAGCUACGCUCUCUCGUUUUGGUAUGGAGUUACGUUAAUUCUUGAGGACAGAAAGCUUCCUCCUGGAGAUCAGACUUACACUGCAGCAACGAUGGUAACGGUCUUCUUCAGCGUUAUGAUGGGAAGCAUAAACAUGGGAGCUGCUUCUCCAUUCAUUGAAGCUUUCGGGAUUUCGAAGGCAGCAGCAGCGAAAGUAUUUUCCAUUAUUGAACGGAAACCCGCAAUCGAUACCAUGACUCCGGAAGGCUUAAAGCCAACAGAUAUUGAAGGUUGCAUUGAAUUCAAAAAUGUUUCAUUUGAAUAUCCAUCGAGAAAUGGAGUGAAAGUUCUUCGAAAGCUCAAUUUCUCUAUAAACAAAGGACAAACCGUGGCAUUGGUUGGCAGUUCUGGUUGCGGAAAAUCGACUUGCAUCCAACUCAUUCAGCGAUUUUAUGAUCCAUCCGAAGGACAGAUUUUAAUCGAUGGAUACAACUUACGAGAAUUAAAUCCUAAAUGGUUUAGAAGCCAUUUGGGAAUCGUUGGUCAGGAACCCGUGCUCUUUGACACAACAGUAGCUGAAAAUAUUCGUUAUGGAAAUAUUGAUGCGACUAUGGAAGAAAUUGUAUCUGCAGCCAAAGAAGCAAAUGCUCACGACUUCAUAAUGAAACUGCCAAACAAAUAUGACACACUUGUGGGUGAAAGAGGGGCGCAAAUUUCUGGAGGUCAAAAACAAAGAAUUGCAAUUGCCAGAGCAAUUGUUCGAGAUCCAAGUAUCUUACUACUUGAUGAGGCAACUUCUGCACUUGACACUGGCAGUGAGUCAAAAGUGCAAGCCGCUUUAGACAAGGCGAACCGAGGAAGAACUACAAUUAUUGUAGCACACAGACUGACAACUAUUCGAGGAGCUGAUAAGAUCGUUGUUUUAUGCAAUGGAGAGGCCGUGGAAGAAGGUACUCACGAUUAUUUGAUGGAUUUGGAAGGGCAUUAUUUUUCGCUCGUCACAGCUCAGGUAUCUGACUUUACUGAAUCCAGCACUGCAAUUACGAACCAAACAAGUAACAAACAGGAAGAUGAUGAUGAGGAUGAAUCAGUUGAUAUGAAAUUGGAGGAUUUAAAUCAAGACGUCAAUAAAACAACUAAAAAAGUGUCGAUGAUGAGAAUCUUGGAGCUAAAUCAACAAGAAUGGCCUUUCAUCCUUCCUGCUUGUUUUACAUCGAUAAUUGUCGGUUGUUCUAUGCCACUCUUUUCAAUUUUAUUCGGAGAUGUCAUUGGUGUCCUUUCGGGCCCAGAUUCAGAUGAAGUUCGUCAGGAAACAAACAGAUACUGCACCUGGUUUGUAGUAGCUGGAGUGAUUAUUGGUGUAUCCAAUUUUAGCCAGAUUUUUCUCUUCAGCGUAUCAAGUGAAUGUUUGACAAUCAGAUUACGAGGUCUGAUAUUCGAAGCAAUAUUGAAACAAGAAAUAGGUUGGUUUGACAAUCCCGCCAAUGGUACAGGAGCCCUGUGCUCAAAACUUUCAACAGAAUCAGCAGCUGUUCAGGGUGCUUCAGGACAGAGGAUUGGAACUAUAAUUCAAUCAAUUAGUACUAUCAUACUUGCCAUUACAUUGUCAAUUUACUAUGACUGGAGAUUAGGAUUAGUGGGAAUGUCCUUCAUCCCUCUAAUUCUUGUAGUCACAUAUCUACAGGGUUUAGUUUUGACAAAUGAGACUUUCAAUUAUCAUCUGAGUUUGGAAACUUCGACGAAGAUUGCUGUCGAAGCAGUAAGUAACGUAAGAACCGUUGUUGGACUCGGGAUAGAAGAUAAUAUCUACAAAUGUUACAUAAAUUCAAUGGAACCAUCUUUCAAAGCAGGAAAGAGAAAUACUCAUUACAGAGGUUUGGUUUUUGGAUUAGCUCGAUCCAUUAUAUAUUUUGCUUAUGCAGCCUGCAUGUAUUACGGAGGAUACUUAAUAAAAAAUAAUAAUCUGUACUAUGCCAACGUUUUUAAAGUAUCUCAGGCACUCAUUAUGGGUACUGUAAUGGUUGCAAAUGCAUCUGCAUUUGCUCCAAAUGUUCAAAAGGGAUUACUCGCAGCUGCAAACAUAAUUAAUCUUUUUGAACGAGUACCAAAAGUUCAAGAUAGCAAAAACGCCGAAGAAAUUGAUAAGAAUUCAAGUGGCAUUGUGCAAUAUAAAAAAGUAGCAUUCGAGUAUCCAACAAGAGUUGGAAUACGAGUUUUGAGUGACUUAAAUCUUGAGGUACCACCUGGAAAAACAGUGGCAUUAAUUGGUAGUAGCGGUUGUGGUAAAAGCACCCUUAUUCAGUUACUUGAAAGGUUUUAUGACCCUAUGUCAGGAGCUGUGGAAUUUGACAAUAAAAAUAUAGCAAAUAUGAAACAAGCAUCAUUAAGAAUGCAGAUGGGAUUGGUUUCUCAAGAACCGACACUAUUUGCAAGAACCAUUGCAGAAAAUAUAGCUUAUGGCGACAAUACGAGAGAAGUACCAAUGUCAGAAAUUAUCGCAGCAUCCAAAAAGGCUAAUGCUCAUAAUUUCGUUUCAUCCUUGCCGCUUGGAUAUGAUACGAAAUUAGGGGAUAGAGGGACUCAACUUUCCGGUGGUCAAAAACAAAGGAUUGCUAUUGCCAGGGCUCUUAUCAGAGACCCUAAAGUCCUGUUGUUGGAUGAAGCCACAUCUGCACUGGACAGUGAAAGCGAAAAGAUCGUUCAAGCAGCACUAGAUGAGGCGAAAGAAGGUAGAACCUGCAUUCUAAUUGCUCACAGGCUAUCUACAGUAGAAAAUGCAGAUAAAAUAUGCGUAGUAAAUAGCGGUGUGAUCGCUGAAAGUGGUUCCCACCAAGAACUGAUUGAAAAGAAAGGUUUUUAUUAUGAACUGUUAUGUUUGCAAAAUGUACGUAAAUAA